CGAGUGUUUAAAAGUUGGCUCAUUGAAAACACCAUCUUCUUUCUUGUUUCAUGGCGUCGUAGCUUUGCAUGUACAAAGUUUUAAGGAGUAGAGCGCACAGGUUUUCAACUAAGACGCCAUCUUUCUUUUCUACUCUUCUAAAUAACUGUCUCUCCUUAGAAUCCUUGUUCUCCCUUAAACUCAUUCAUGCCCAACUCAUAAAGCUUAGUCUCUGCAACACAAAUACUUUUCUUGGUAAUCGUUGCCUUCAUCUUUACUCAAAAUUCGGAACCAUUGAAGAUGCUAUUCGAUCAUUUGAUGAUAUACGCAACAAAAAUGUAUUUUCAUGGAAUAUUUACAUGCGGGUGUUCAUUAAUUUUGGCGACAUCAAGAGUGCGCGCCAACUGUUCGAUGAAAUGCCUGAACGGGAUGUUGUGAGUUGGAAUUCUAUCAUUGCUGGGUACUAUUCUCGUGGGUUUGAUGAUUGUGCACUCGAUUUGUUUUCGAAGAUGCAAACAACUGGAGUAAUACCAAGUGAGUACACAUAUUCAAUUGUUUUGUCAUUCGUUCAGUCUGUUCAUCAUGGAAAGGAAAUUCACUGUAAUAUGAUAAGAUCUGGGUUGGAUUUUUCUUAUGUUAUUAUUGGGAAUUCUCUAAUUGAUAUGUAUUCUAAACAUGGCUUUGUGGAUUAUGCCUUCAAUGUGUUUCUAAACAUGAAGGAGUUAGAUGUCAUCUCCUGGAACUCACUGAUUGCAAGCUGUAGUAAAUCGGGUUAUAAAGAAAUGGCGUAUAACCAUUUCCGUGUAAUGAGAACCACUAACUAUCUACCUGAUCCGUUCACGAUAUCUUCGGUCUUGACAUCCUGUUCUACCAUUCUAGACUUAAGAAAAGGCGAAAAUAUUUUCUCUUUAUCCAUAAAGGCAGGGUUUCUUUCAAAUUCAAUCGUUUCGAGUGCAGCAAUUGACAUGUUCUCAAAAUGUGAAAGUAUAAAUGCUUCAAUACGCGUUUUCAAGGAAAUUGAUAUCUGGGAUUCAGCCGUUUGCAAUUCAAUGAUUUCAAGCUACGCUAACCAUCGACUUGAGGAGAAUGCUAUGCAGAUUUUUGCACUUUCAUUUAACAAGAAUGUAAGGCCAACUGAAUUCACACUUAGCUCUGUGAUCAGCUGUGCCGUUGUCUUUCUAGUGGUGGUGCAGGGAACCCAGUUGCAUUCUUUGGUUGUAAAGUUGGGGUUUGAGCAUGAUUUGGUUGUUGCGAGCUCCCUUGUGGAAAUGUACAGUAAAUAUGGAUCCACUGAUGCUGCAAAGAUCAUCUUUGAUGAAAUGGAGGUAAAAGAUUUGAUAUCUUGGAACACAAUGAUUUCAGGUCUUGCUUGCACUGGAAAAACGGUCAAAUCCCUGAAUCUUUUUGAGGAAUUACUGAAAACUGGGCGGCAACCAGAUGAGAUAACCCUAUCUGCGGUUCUAUUAGCCUGCAACCGUGGUCAGUUGAUUGACAGAGCCAUGGCUAUAUUCUAUUCAAUGGAUAAGGAAUAUGGGGUCAAACCAACGGAUGGGCAUUUCACUUCGAUUGUUGAGAUGAUGAUUCAAGCCGGCAAACUCAAUGAAUCACUGAAGGUAAUCGAAGCAAUGCCUUAUGGACCCAAUAGUUACAUAUGUGCAUUGAUUCUUACUAUUUAUGGAAUUCAUGGAGACUUAAAGUUCACCGAAAGGGUUGCAGAGCGGUUAAUGAAAUUAGAACCAAUGUCUUCACUACCAUAUCUGGUGUUGGGUAAAGCAUAUGAGGUUAGGGGAAGAUGGGAGAGCCUAGCUCGAGUAAAGAAAGCUAUGAACGAUAGAAACAUUACGAAAGUGAUGGGAUGCAGUUGGAUCGGAAUAAAGAGCCGUUUGUUUCUUUUCAAAGAAAACGAAGUUGUUCAUCAUGGUGGGGAAGAUGUAUUCUCGACGUUGAGAUUACUGAUGCAGGAUAUAGAGGUUGAAGCUUAUAUAUAAUUAAGUAGAUGAUGGAAGACAAAAGAAACAAUUGUUGUACUCUUUUAAGGCAGAGGCAGAGGUCUCUUCUACAUACAUCUCAUUUCCCUGACCAUCUGUUGGUGGGAUACGUUGUGUUCGUUUA
Molecule: messenger RNA, 2091 nt
Organism: Cynara cardunculus var. scolymus (artichoke)
Lineage: Eukaryota; Viridiplantae; Streptophyta; Magnoliopsida; Asterales; Asteraceae
Product: pentatricopeptide repeat-containing protein At1g43980, mitochondrial
Exons: 1
Coding region: 69-1967 (632 amino acids)
Biological process (GO): RNA modification
Molecular function (GO): RNA binding; protein binding
Source: RefSeq, a predicted model, not a curated record